GGGGUGCCGGGGGCCGGGCAGGAAGGUGAGGGGCAGGAUUGUACCAGUAAAUAGACCCGGGCGAAGCAUGAAGCUGUACUGCCUGUCGGGACAUCCAACUUUACCAUGCAAUGUACUCAAGUUCAAAUCCACCACCAUCAUGUUGGAUUGCGGACUGGAUAUGACGUCUACUCUCAAUUUCCUCCCAUUGCCACUGGUUCAGAGUCCCAGGCUGUCCAGACUUCCUGGUUGGGUUUUGAAAGAUGGAAGCACGUUUCUGGACAAGGAACUAAAGGAGUGUUCUGGCCAUGUGUUUGUAGACUCUGUGCCUGAGUUCUGUUUACCAGAGACUGAGCUGCUUGACCUCUCCACAGUAGAUGUAAUCUUGAUCUCAAACUAUCACUGCAUGAUGGCGUUGCCCUAUAUCACAGAGUACACAGGAUUCACUGGCACAGUGUAUGCCACUGAGCCCACUGUUCAAAUUGGCAGACUUCUCAUGGAAGAACUGGUGAAUUCCAUUGAACGUGUGCCAAAGGCUCAGUCUGCCUCCAUGUGGAAGAACAAGGAGGUACAGAGAUUGCUGCCGGCCCCUCUGAAGGAUGCAGUGGAGGUGUCUAUGUGGAGAAAGUGCUACACGAUGCCAGAAGUGAAUGCUGCACUCAGUAAGAUCCAGCUGGUGGGGUAUUCUCAGAAAAUUGAACUGUUUGGUGCUGUGCAGGUCACCCCUCUCAGCUCCGGUUACGCUCUUGGAAGUUCCAAUUGGAUUAUCCAGUCACACUAUGAAAAAGUUUCCUAUGUUUCAGGAUCUUCUCUACUUACAACACACCCUCAGCCCAUGGACCAGGCUUCUCUUAAAAACAGUGAUGUUCUCAUCCUGACGGGUCUUACCCAAAUCCCUACUGCUAACCCAGAUGGCAUGGUAGGAGAAUUCUGCAGCAACCUGGCUAUGACUGUCCGGAAUGGAGGAAAUGUUCUGGUUCCCUGUUACCCCUCUGGAGUGAUAUAUGAUCUGCUGGAGUGCCUGUAUCAGUACAUUGACUCUGCUGGACUGUCCAAUGUCCCUUUUUAUUUUAUCUCACCUGUUGCCAACAGCUCCCUUGAGUUCUCCCAGAUUUUUGCCGAGUGGUUGUGUCAUAACAAACAAACAAAAGUAUAUCUUCCAGAACCUCCUUUUCCUCAUGCUGAGCUCAUUCAGACAAACAAAUUGAAACAUUAUCCCAGCAUCCAUGGAGACUUCAGCAAUGACUUCAAGCAGCCAUGUGUUGUGUUCACUGGACAUCCCUCCCUUAGAUUUGGGGACGUGGUUCAUUUCAUGGAGUUAUGGGGAAAAUCUAGCUUGAACACUGUUAUAUUCACUGAACCUGAUUUCUCUUACCUGGAUGCCUUGGCUCCUUAUCAGCCUUUGGCCAUGAAAUGUGUUUACUGCCCCAUUGACACAAGACUGAAUUUUAUUCAGGUGUCUAAAUUACUCAAAGAAGUCCAGCCCCUGCACGUGGUUUGCCCGGAGCAGUACACUCAGCCUCCCCCCACCCAGUCCCAUCGCACGGAUCUGAUGAUAGACUGCCAACCUCCACCCAUGUCCUACCGCCGGGCAGAGGUCCUGACCCUGCCUUACAAGCGGCGCUAUGAGAAGAUCGAAAUCAUGCCAGACCUUGCAGAUUCGCUUGUGCCCUUGGAGAUUAAGCCUGGUAUUUCCUUAGCAACAGUUUCUGCUGUGUUGCAUACUAAAGACAACAAGCAUGUGCUGCAGCUCCCUCCAAAACCUCCGCAGCCUCCCACCAGCAAGAAGAGAAAGCGAGUGAGUGACGACGUGCCGGAGUGCAAACCCUUGAAGCCCUUGUUGAGUGGCUCCAUUCCUGUGGACCAGUUUGUGCAGACACUCGAGAAGCAUGGUUUUGGUGACGUGAAGGUGGAGGACACAGCCAAGGGCCACAUUGUGCUUCUCCAGGAGGCAGAAACCCUCAUUCAGAUCGAGGAGGACUCCACACACAUCAUCUGUGACAAUGAUGAACCUUUGAGGGUGAAGCUGCGUGACCUGGUUCUCAAAUUCCUGCAGAAAUUUUAGCUGAGGGACAUUACGCUACUCUGCAAGGAGAGAUCCCAGAGCUUAGAGCUUUCCAGAAGGUGACCACAGGGGGAGAGAGAGAAUUCCAUGAUUCAAAGUGACCAGAAACCAACAUCCCAUUCAUGGAGAAAGAAGGAAUUGGUUUUAGCAUCUUCUCUAUUUUAAAAAGUUUAUUUUUAACCAGUUUUGGAAUACUUUGGAGGGGAUUCCUGUCCUGUAAAAUUGGGAGCUGGCAUCUUACAGGAGAUGUGAACUGCAGAGUAAAUAAACAGAGUGUAUAUUUACAAGGUCAGACACAGACA
Colius striatus (speckled mousebird) is the source of this 2346-nucleotide messenger RNA. It is a transcript of the gene INTS9, whose product is annotated as integrator complex subunit 9. Lineage: Eukaryota; Metazoa; Chordata; Aves; Coliiformes; Coliidae. Gene Ontology annotation, biological process: snRNA processing. The coding region runs from base 68 to 2044 and encodes 658 amino acids. The record is from RefSeq and is a predicted model, not a curated record. Gene Ontology annotation, cellular component: integrator complex. The transcript has 17 exons.